AUGGUAGCUUCGCAUGAUGAUGAUGAGCUUAGGAUAAUUCAUGAGGCUCUCUCAUCUUCUACUAAAGAUGAGUGGAUGAAAGCUCUUAAUAAUGAAAUUGAGUCUAUGAAGACAAACCAGGUCUGGGAUAUGGUUGAUCUACUGAUAGAGCGUAAGACUAUUGGGAACAAAUGGCUAAUCGGGGAAUUGCCCAUAUGGCUAUCUAAGCUAAAGAAGCUUCAGACCCUUUCACUAGGAUCCAAUCGUAUCACAGGUUCAAUUCCCAUUUGGUUAUCGACCCUUCCAAAGCUUGGCAAUUUAGAUAUAAGUCAUAACCUCCUUUCAGGUGAAUUCCCAAAGGAACUUUGUACAUUGCCAGCAUUGGUCUCACAAUUGGCUCCCGAUGGUAAUUAUUCUUUGCUUUCACCAAUUUUUUUCUUAAAUAAUAAUAUUGUUGGCCUGUUCAGUCGCCUCUCCAAAGAAAUAUUACUUGGGCAUAACAAUCUUAGUGGCAAUAUCCCCAUUGAGAUAGGAAAUUUGAAGUUUCUUCGUGUGCUGAAUCUUGGCUAUAACAGUUUCUCAGGAAACAUCCCAGACCAAUUAUCGGAGCUCACAAACUUGGAACAUCUAGUCCUCUCUUCAAAUCAAUUGUCUGGAGAAUUACCAGCAUCACUUACAAGUCUGCAUUUCUUGAGUUUCUUGAGCAUUGCCAACAAUAAACUCCACGGAGCAAUACCAUUAGGCACUCAGCUCCAAAGCUUUGAUGCCUCUGCAUAUGAGGGCAAUCCUGGACUUUGUGGCGCCCCGCUUCAAAAUGAAUAUGGACGUACUACUAUUGGCAACAAAGACAUGGACACUGAUCAUGAAGUGAAGAAAGAUACUGGAGUUACAGUUCCAUGGUUUCAUGUUAUUGUGAGUCUCGGUUUCAUUAUAGGAUUAUGGAGAGUGUGUGGUCCUUUGGCUUUGAGCCAUAAUUGGAGAGUUGCAUAUUUUGGGUUCCUAAAUAACUUGAAGGAUCAACUCUAUGUAAGACUGACUUUAUCUUUGGCGAGAUUGCUGAGAUCAACUGAUCUAUAA
Molecule: messenger RNA, 1056 nt
Organism: Carya illinoinensis
Lineage: Eukaryota; Viridiplantae; Streptophyta; Magnoliopsida; Fagales; Juglandaceae
Product: receptor-like protein 2
Exons: 2
Coding region: 1-1056 (351 amino acids)
Molecular function (GO): protein binding
Source: RefSeq, a predicted model, not a curated record